This is a messenger RNA of Orbicella faveolata, 2129 nucleotides long. Its product is annotated as BTB/POZ domain-containing protein 9-like. The record is from RefSeq and is a predicted model, not a curated record. Gene Ontology annotation, cellular component: cytoplasm. Lineage: Eukaryota; Metazoa; Cnidaria; Anthozoa; Scleractinia; Merulinidae. Gene Ontology annotation, molecular function: protein binding.
GCUGGGCUGGGAUCUGGUGCCCAAUCUAAAUGGUUACCAAGCUGACGUAAACUGAUAGUAAUUCAGAUCUUACGAGGAAAUUGUUAUUAUUCAAUUUUACAACCUUACCUUCAGGAGAUCUGAGGAAGUUUGACGCCAUUCCCAAGACAGAUUCGUCGAGAAUACUUCUAUGGGUGACAGUCCAGAUAUUCGUCUGGGAAAUGCGCAAAUUUCAGCCGGCGAAAUUGAUCAUGUGGAGUUGUUGUCUUCUCAGGCGAGCGCCCUUUAUCGCUCUCAAGAAUUCACUGACGUUACAUUUGUGGUGGAGGGGUCGAAAUUUUUUGCCCACAGAGUCAUGCUAGCGGCCCGAAGCGAGUAUUUCAGGGCACUGUUGUAUGGUGGAAUGAGAGAGACCAAUCCAGAAACCGAGAUAGAACUUAAGGACACCACUGCGCCAGCUUUCGAUGCGCUGCUGAAAUAUGUUUACUCUGGGAAAAUGUUCCUUGGCGAUUACAAGGAGGAAACUAUCUUGGAACUGUUGAGUCUCGCGCACAAAUAUGGGUUUCUAGCUCUGGAAAGUGCCCUUCAAGGCUACCUCAAAGCUAUCUUGAGCAUCAGGAACGUUUGUGUUGUUUUCGACGCGGCCGUGUUGUAUCAAAUGAACGAUUUGUACACGACCUGUUUGAGCUUUCUGGACCGCAAUGCAGUAGAGGUGUUAUCCACGGAGGGAUUUUCGUGCCUCACGAAAUCUGCGUUGAUAGAAAUAAUCAAAAGAGACUCGUUUUGUGCGCCUGAAAAUCAGAUCUUCAGGGCUGUGAAGGAAUGGGUGGAAUCUGCCGAAGAGAUGUGCAAAGCUGAUUUGAAGGACAUCUUGGAUAAAGUUCGUCUUCCACUCAUUAGUUUGCACGAUUUGUUCAACAUUGUCCGCCCUUCAGAUUUGUUCUCUCCGGAUGCUAUUCUCGAUGCAAUUCGAAUUAAAACAGAGAGUCGGGUCAAUGAAAUUAACUUUCGAGGGCAUUUGGUUCCAGAAGAAAAUAUUGCAACUUCUCGACAUGGAGCUGAGGUGAUCGAAGGAGAGAUGCGAGAGUGCUUGUUAGACGGCGACACUACAACUUUUGACUUGGACCGUGGUUUUACAAGACACCUCAUUUUGGAAGGGGACAAGGGCAUCUGUAUUUCCUUGGGAAGACCCAGUAUCAUUAACACUAUUAAAUUAUUGCUUUGGAAUAAAGACUCCAGAUCGUAUUCAUACUACAUUGAGGUGUCUAUGGACAACGAAGACUGGAUCAGGAUUAUAGACUAUACCAAGUAUUUCUGUAGGUCCUGGCAGACACUGCAUUUUAAGCCACGGGUUGUCAGGUAUAUCAGGGUCUAUGGAGUACACAACACUGUUAACAAGGUUUUUCACCUGGUGCACUUUGAGUGCUGCUACUCUAAUACCAUGUAUGAGUUGGGAGAAGAUGGUGUUAUUGUUCCCUCAGAGAAUGUUGCCUUACCCUCUCUGGGAGCAAGUGUAAUUGAGGGUGUGAGCCGCAGUCGGAAUGCCCUCCUGAAUGGAGAAGUUGGAAAUUAUGACUGGAACAUUGGUUACACUUGCCAUCAGUUAGGAAGUGGAGCCAUUGUGGUACAGUUACCUCAACCUUACAUCAUCAGCACAAUGAAACUUCUACUCUGGGACCUUGACGAGCGGCGAUACAGUUAUUACAUCGAGGUUUCAUGUGAUCAGCUGAAUUGGGUUCGAGUUGUAGACAAGACAAAGGAAGUGUGCAGGUCAUGGCAAUACCUUUCCUUUGAGCCCAGACCAGUUGUCUUUGUGCGCAUUGUUGGUGUUGAGAACACAGCAAAUGAGGUGUUUCACUGUGUCCAUUUCGAGUGUCCAGCCAAUCAGAAGGAACCUAGUAUCUGCGGCAGUGACAGAACAGACAGCUCUGAGAACAGCGUCGUAUCAGAUACAACAAUCAGCUCCAUAAUGUGAUCAUUAACAAUAAUCCUCAUGUGUCAUACUAUGUCAUAGCAUAGUAUAACUAGAGAAGAGAACACGUGUAACUUAUUCACUAUUGUUCCUAAUCAGCUUGUUGACAUUGCCGUUAACUACUUACAACAUACAAUACAAAUUCAGCUUCAACUUUGUUACCUAAAAAUAGAAUUCA